AUGGGACGACGAAAGAAAACCGAUGAUAAAUUUGCUAAACCUAUUCGUGGUCCUGGUCGUAAAUCACGAAAACAAGGCGAACCAGUUUUUGCAAAGGAAUUACUAGCAACAGACCCGAAUGAAAAGAAAAAAAUAUCAAGUCGUGGUAAACAACGUGCAAAAAAACGUCUAGUAAAAGAACAAACAAAAUUAACAAAUAAAAAAACAACAAAACCGAAACCAAUAAUAAAACGUCAAUCAGAUGGUGAAUCGAAUGAUGAUGAGGAGGAGGAACAACAAGGCAAUGGAUAUACUGAUGAUAAUCAACAAUGGCUUACACCAAAAAAGAAAAAAGUAUUAUUUGAAGGAGAUGAAAAUGAAGAAGAAGAAGAAGAAGUAAUGGAAGAAGAUUUGCCAUAUAAUGAUGAAUUUAAUGUGGAAAGUUCAAGUGAUGACGACGAAGAUGACCUUGAUGAACCUAAACUUGAUAUUGAAAAAAAAUCGAAAAAAUUACGUGAAAAACAACGUCAACAAAAAGAAAGUGCUGAACAAGAAUUAUUAACAAAUAUUCAACAACAUGAAAAAGUUCAAUUUCCUAGUGGACAGGAAGUGACAAAAGAAGCACCACAAGCUGAUUUACAAUUAUUAAUGCAUCGUAUACGUGAAGUAAUCAAUGUAUUAAAUGAUUUUAAAAAUAAACGUGAAGUAAAUCGAUCAAGAAAAGAAUAUCUUGAUUUACUUCAACAAGAUUUAUGUAAUUAUUAUUCAUAUAACGAAUUUUUAAUGAAUAAACUUAUUGAUUUAUUUCCACUUGCUGAAAUCAUCGAUUUUUUGGAAGCAAAUGAAGUUCAACGACCAGUUACAAUUCGAACUAAUACAUUAAAAACACGUCGUCGAGAUUUAGCUCAGGCCUUAAUUAAUCGUGGUGUUAAUGUUGAUCCAUUAGAUAAAUGGACAAAAGUUGGAUUAGUUAUCUAUAAUAGUCAAGUACCUAUUGGUGCAACACCGGAAUAUCUCAGUGGACAUUAUAUGCUUCAAGGUGCUUCCAGUUUUCUACCUGUAAUGGCAUUAGCACCUCAACCAAAUGAACGCAUUUUAGAUAUGUGUGCUGCACCAGGUGGAAAAGCAAGUUAUAUUGGUGCAUUAAUGCGAAAUAGUGGUAUAUUAGUAGCAAAUGAUGCUAAUAAAGAUCGUGCUAGAGCUAUUAUUGCUAAUACACAUCGAUUGGGUUUAACAAACAUAAUCGUAACAAAUCUUGAUGGACGACAAUUUUCAGAGCAUAUGGGUGGUUUUGAUAGAUGUCUUGUUGAUGCACCAUGUAGUGGUACAGGUGUUAUAGCAAAAGAUCCAGCAGUAAAAAGUUCCAAAGAUGAUAAAGAUAUUCAACGAUGUUUUACUGCACAACGUCAACUUUUAUUAAAUGCUAUUGAUUCAGUUAAUGAGUUUUCAUCAACUGGUGGAUAUAUUGUUUAUUCAACAUGUUCAAUUUUAGUUGAAGAAAAUGAAGCAGUUAUUCAAUAUGCAUUAAAUAAUCGACCAGUAAAACUUGUUGAAACAGGUUUAGAAUUUGGUGUUGAAGGUUUCACUAAUUUCAAAGGUACACCAUUUCAUCCAUUUAUGAAAUAUUGCCGUCGAUACUAUCCACAUUUACAUAAUUUGGAUGGUUUUUUUGUUGCAAAAUUAAAGAAAUAUUCAACAAAACAAGGCAAUAAAAAAGAAUCUGAAACAAUACAAAAGAAAAAAGAAAUUGAAGAAGAUGAUUCACCAGCAUCAAUAAAUGAAGAUUAA
This is a messenger RNA of Adineta steineri, 1767 nucleotides long. The record is from the annotation of a GenBank genome assembly. Lineage: Eukaryota; Metazoa; Rotifera; Eurotatoria; Adinetida; Adinetidae.